AUGCGGCAGGCCGGCGGGCAGUCGCACACGCGUGAUUUCCUCUCCGCCGUGGAGGACGCUGAGAACCAGUUUGUGGUCCCCGGACCUUUGUCACCCGCCGGUGGCCCGCUCCCUCCCAGCGUGCCAGCCUCAGCCCCCGGCCUACAGCCCCUCCGCCCGCUGGGACCCCAGCUUGGCCACCGCUCCGGGAAAGCCCCCGGCCUGCGGCCCCUCGCUGGGCAGGGGGAGCAGCCCCCGGCCGGGGCAGCGGACCCCCGGGAUGAGCUGGACAACGACCUCUUCCUGGCCGCCUGCAUGGAGCUGGAGGGCCCUGAGCUGCCGGCGGGGGCCGGUGCUGCCCGGCCGCCCCCAGGCCGGUGGGAGAAGCCCCCACGGAUACGCACGGGGCAGGAGAGCCCCCAGGAAUGGGUGGCCCCCAAGAAGCUGCGGGUGGGAGAGGAGCUGGUCUCCGCCCCCCGGGGCCCAGCUCCCCGGCCUUUCCAAGCACCCCCGGGCCAGCCGGGAGCGAGCAGCUCCUCCAUGGGGCUGCAGGUGCCCCGGACCCCCCCAGUGCAGGCUCCCCAGCAGAGCUGCCCCCCGCCCCGGCUGCCCCCUGCCAGCCCACCGGCCUUGAUAAGCUGCGUGGAGCCCCUGCCGAGGCAGCCGCUCAGGCCAGCCCCGGGCAGCCUGCAGACACCGGUGGUCACCAACCACCUUGUGCAGCUGGUGACAGCGGCCAGCAAAGCACCCGGGGCUGCACCCCAUCUCCCACCUCAGAGGAAGACUCGCCGGUUCCCAGGGCCCGCUGGGAUCCUGCCCCAGCAGCACGCUGCGAAGCUCUUGGAGGAGAUCCUGGUUUCUGCUCCCCAGACUCCGGCUCACGGGGCUGUGGCGAAGCCACGGACAGAGGGACUGCCCAGCUCCUCUCCACCCACAGAAGAGGAUUUUGGGAAGGGCCCCUGGCUCGCCAUGAAGACAGAGCUCGGGCUGGACGAGAGGGACCCCGGCUGCUUCCUCAGGACCUACAGCGUGGUCAUGGUGCUGCGGAAGGCAGCCUUGAAGCAGCUCCCGAAGAACAAGGUCCCCAGCAUGGCGGUGAUGAUCAAGACCCUGACCAGGACCAACGUGGACGCUGGUGCCGUGUUCAGGGACCCGACUGGAGAGAUGCAGGGCACGGUACAUCGCCUGCUGCUGGAAGAGAGACAGAGCGAGCUCAGGCCCGGCUCGGUACUGCUCCUGAAGCAGGUCAGCGUCUUCUCCCCGUCCCACCGCAACCACUACCUCAACGUCACCCCCAACAACCUGCUCAAGAUCUACUCGCCGGAGCCCGAGGGCAGCUUCUCGCAGCCGUUGCCGGAACAGCGGGAGGUCCCUGCCCAGGCUGGGCUACUCCAGGACCACCCUGCGCAGCCCCCCCGGGGCCUCCCUGCCCCUGGGGACGGGGGACGGUGGAGGACGGGCAGCCACGGCACAGAGCAGUCUCCCGGGGGCUUCUCCCUGCACCUGCAGAGCCCUGGGCCUGGGCGAGAAGAGCCGGUGGGAGCUGACAGCUGUGACAUGGAUGACCUGGAUGGGCUCCUGGGAGAGCUGCCUGAGGAUUUCUUCUCCGCUCCGGCCCAGGCUGACUGCUGCUGA
Messenger RNA from Nipponia nippon (crested ibis), 1614 nucleotides. NCBI's taxonomy places the organism in Eukaryota, Metazoa, Chordata, Aves, Pelecaniformes, Threskiornithidae. The record is from RefSeq and is a predicted model, not a curated record.